AGGCCGAGACGCCGGAACACCUGGCCGGCACCUCGACGACGCCCUCGUCGGUUACCGGACCGGCUGCUGGUCUGUUCGCCGGGAUCGCGGCCGCCAACAAGAGCGCGAGACCCGACGACUGGCUAUCCACCAAUAGUCCUGGCUCUCCGACCGCCACCCUGCAGAGCCAACACGUCGUAUACACGACUCCGCAGCAACAGCUGACCGAGUCACAGCAACAACCGCCUCUGGCACACUCCAGCCCUCUCGCGCACCAGCAACCAUCAAACAGCAACAACGGAUACGCCAGCCCUAUGAGCACCAGCAGCUACGAUCCUUACAGUCCCAACAGUAAAAUAGGUAGGGACGAGCUGUCGCAGCCUGGCUCUUUGAACGGCUAUGGAAGCAGCGGAGGCGGUGGUGGAGGAGGUGGAGGAGGCGGCGGAGGCGGUGGCAGCGACGGCUGCGAUGCCAGGAAGAAGAAAGGACCCACGCCGCGACAACAGGAAGAGCUGUGUCUCGUCUGUGGCGACCGUGCCUCCGGGUACCAUUACAACGCAUUGACCUGCGAGGGCUGCAAGGGCUUCUUCCGGCGCAGCAUCACCAAGAACGCGGUCUAUCAGUGUAAAUACGGGAACAACUGCGAGAUCGAUAUGUACAUGCGGCGUAAAUGUCAGGAAUGCAGGUUGAAGAAGUGUUUGACGGUCGGCAUGAGGCCGGAGUGCGUCGUGCCCGAGUACCAGUGCGCCGUGAAGCGUCAGGAGAAGAAAGCACAGAAGAUCGUGGGUAUUUCCUUGCAGGAGAAGGACAAACCGAACAGUACAACGAUGAACGGUUCUCCGGGCAGCGGAAUACGCGCCGAACAAAUGGGCGUGAAGACCGAGCCAGCUGAGGCCGAAUCGUUGUCAACGUCCGGAAGUAGCGGUAUCCUAACGCCGGUCAGCCCUUACAGUUACGUGAAACCCAUCACUCCUGAACAGGAGGAACUGAUACAGAGGGUCGUGUACUUCCAGAACGAGUACGAGCAACCCAGUGAAGAAGAUCUCAAGAGGAUCACGAACCAGCCCUCCGAAGGGGAAGACAUCAGUGACUACAAGUUCAGACACAUCACCGAAAUCACGAUCCUGACGGUGCAGUUGAUCGUCGAGUUCUCGAAAAGGUUACCCGGCUUCGAUGAGCUGAUGCGAGAGGAUCAGAUCGCUCUGUUGAAGGCCUGCUCCAGCGAGGUGAUGAUGCUUCGGAUGGCGAGGAAGUACGACGUGCAGACGGACAGCAUAAUAUUCGCUAACAAUCAACCGUACAGCAGGGAGAGCUAUAACCUGGCGGGCAUGGGAGAAACGAUCGAGGAUUUGUUACACUUCUGCCGACAGAUGUACGCCAUGAAGGUGAACAAUGCCGAGUAUGCGUUGCUAACCGCCAUCGUUAUAUUCUCAGAAAGGCCAAACCUGCUGGAAGGUUGGAAAGUGGAGAAGAUCCAGGAGAUCUACCUGGAGGCGUUGAAGGCGUACGUGGACAAUCGGCGCAGGCCGAAGUCCGGUACGAUCUUCGCGAAGCUGUUGUCCGUGUUGACGGAGCUGAGGACCCUCGGCAACCAGAACAGCGAGAUCUGCUUCAGUCUGAAGUUCAAGAACAAAAAGCUGCCACUUUUCCUCGCCGAGAUCUGGGACGUGACACCUUAGUUUGCCCGGUGAACAACCGAUCGUCGGCUGAAUCCUUGUUUCAUCGGUCCGCAAUGACGUUGUCGAGGGACUACGCUGGAGCGCAGCAGCAUCAUCGAGACCCAGACGCGAAGAAAACGUGGACACGUGGAGAGAGAACGAGAGAGAAAGAGAGAGAGAGAACUCCUGUACUAGUGCACCACCAUGCCACUGCCUGAACGCGUUUACAGCGAGUCGACCGGUGUCCCAGGAGCACCGGCUCGUACGAAACUUCGCUUCUUCUCUCAGCUUUGGCUCGAGGGGUUCUCCGUGGCACCUCGACACCGUGAAAAGUUGUACGAGUUCGCUAUGGAUGCAGUUCUCGAGAGGCUGCGCAAAAAUGGUUCAAGCGAAGGCAGUGGCGAGGCACCCAGGCUGUGAUACGUAGAGACAGUACAGAGACUGUAAUAAGGAGCUACCUACAGUUAUGUUAUUACUAUAUCCUCUUACCUGGCUACCCCCGGAAUCGAUAUGUAAAUGUAUAAUGUAUAAUGUAUAAGGUAUCGACUAAGGCGGGCGUGUUGUACGAGCAGAUCGAGCGAGUACGAAUCUAAUUAAGAGCUAAGGACGCGGAAUGCAUGUGUGCGUGUGAAAGAAUGCGAGCGCGUGAGUGUGAACCGUAUGCGUGCGGACAAUUCGGCUGAGAUGCGACCACUGAUGACGGAGAGAAAAAUCGCACUUAAGUUUGUGGAAAAGGAAGAGUAAGGCGGGUCAGCUGUUGAGCAGCGAACUCGGCCGACACGCGAAUCGAGUGCGAAUUAACAAAGAAAAUAAUGAUGAUGAUAAUGAAAUAACAGAUGAUACGAUUAUACAUAAUGAUACCAUAGAGUCUAUAUCACAACACAUAGCAUAAUAAUAUAUUGCUAGCAUGUACACAUUGUUUAUACGUGAUGAGGAAAGAGAAAAGGCGCGAUAGAAGUGGAUCAAAACGCGGGAAGGAAACGGGGUUAAUCCGCCGAUGGAUAUACAUAAACGAGGUUUGGCAUUUGCGCGUAUCCGGGUUUUCUUUUUUCGCGAACUGUGCGUGGCAAGUAAAGGUAAUCCAGAGAAAGAGAGAACGAGCGAGCGAGAGAGAGAGAGAAAGAGAGUAAGCGUUAGUAGCAACAUAGGAAGUUAAGUAAAAAGUAAAAGUAAGCGAGGCUAGUUGGUAGUAGGUCGUAGUAAGUCAGUGAAGCUAGGCUAGGUGGACCGAGUUCAAGUGCAAAGCCUUGUGCCUUCAGCAGCGGACAUCGGCUCACCGACAAACGAAAGCAUGAAAUUUAACCGUCCGUUUUAAUUUUUUAAUAAAAAAAAAAGAAAAGAAAAAUCAACAAAAUCAAGUAAAAUAUUGUAAAUCUGUGCAGAGAGAGAGAGAAUGAGAGAGAGGGAGAGUAUGGUGUGACGAGGACAGAUAAUGGUUCAGACCGGUGAGAAAGAUGGAGAGGAUGAAAGCAACGGUGAUGAAAGAACGAAUGAAUGAGCAAAGGAAAGGAGCAGGUUUCGCGAGAAAUUUGACAAGAACCGGAAACAAAGAUCUUUCUAAGGAGAAACACGGAACAGGGUCGCGCUAGAAGCUUUAGGGGAGUUCGAUGGGACGAUAUUUGCUCGACAACUUGGGUCGACAGGACCGCUGUGACAUAAUAUGCUAGCAUAAAAAACACAUUCGAUCGUUACGAGAAUCAAGUUGCUUCUGAGACUGACUUUCAAUCUGGCUCGUACAUCAAUGGAGAGUGAGACGAACACACACAACACACACGUACACAUAUUCACACUCGUACACGAGCGCGUGCGCACAUUCGUAGACACUUACCUUAGUCCAGAGAAUCGGCGAACUGGAAAGAUCUAGAAGACACUCGUUUGUCAACGCGAGGAUUACGCUAAGAUUCUCAAUGUUGUAACACUGUAAUUCUAUGCUAUUAACUGAUUAUAUUCCGUAGUAAGUUAAACGAAAAUUCGUGUAAAUGUGUAACGAGGAAGACGAAGAACGAUCAAGGCUGGAAUAAAACACGAAGAGAAAGUAAUCGAAUCAGACACGAGAAUGGAAUGACUAAGUACUUCGCCUUGGACGAAUAGAAACAUCCUACACGCGUAUCGUGUUUUACUAUUGUACAGUUAUACCAAUCGCACGUUGGCGGCGUGUCACUAUACUCAAAGUAAUAACGUCGUUUCUCUUCAGCCUCGUCGGUUCGAUGCCUCGAAGGGAUCGCCUCGUCGACGCCUCGGACCUAACUCGAUUUUACCACGAUAAAAGAACUGUCUAACGUAAGAACCUGCCUCCGGGCAGACACUGCCACAUCGCAGAACAGCAUAGACGAAGACAGAGGACCCGAGGAAGAAGAACGCGAGAACCAUCACCGCCAUCGCUCCGCCGACGUGCCGGCCGCUUCAACUUCAAGGCGGCACGAGCUGUUCUCCAGAACUAGAAGAAUAACUUUAAGGAACAUCUCAGAGCGUUGCUGGAAGUCGUCAUCUUUGUCUGUUGGACUUGAUCCAGGCUACGCUCGUGGGGCGUUCUAACGAAGGAUAGAGUCAGGAUUUGCAAUAACGACAUAAUCCGAAGGAAGAAAUUUAAAACGAUCUCAAUAAAGGAACUCCUAGCCAGCAACGCGUCCAUACGAAGAGGACACAUGUACAAAAACACAUCACCAUGGAACACCUGCACACACCUGUACUCCGCAUUGCUGUAACUCACUCUAACGUUAUCGAGUGCUUUCAGACACGCCGUUUUUUGCUAUAGACGCAGCGAAAAACGAAGGAUGAAUUGCCUAUUUGUUAUUAUACAUCUCGUAAAAGUAGUGGCCAUCGUCGGCCCGUGGCAGAUGUCCUUAUUGAAGCUCCACGGACCGACGAUGUCAUGUUCGUUCGAACGGUAGCAUUCUUGAAAAGAAUUAACUUUUAAGCGUGUGCUCGCGCGCGACAGGACAGCUUUGUUAAGUCUUCGACUCGCUUCAAAAGUGAACACCAUGCAAUGAUGUACACUCAGGAUAGGGGAUGACCUUUGUAAAAGAGAUUGUGCUCUCCCAUGCGGGACACGGUUAAUUUUGUAUUUCGAGUCGAGCUCUUCCAUUUCUAGAAUCAUUUUUAUACAAUGAACUUCCUACGAAGCUUCUUGUAAUAUUGUUCAAAUUCUAUUACACGUUGUUUAUUCUGGAUUAGCUGCAUUUCUUUUUUCCAGCCUCAAAUUGUGCAAUAUAGACAGCCUGCUGGAACUGUCCAGUCCAGCAUGGGAGAAGGUCAGGAACGUUCUCGAAGGAUCGGCGCUAGGGUUUGGCGCCCCUGAUCUAAUCUCCAGUAGACUCAAAACGUUAGAGGCUAAAAGUUCUUUAAAUUUGUGCAAUUUGGAAACCUAAGAAUUUGAAAAUUGCAUUUAAAUAUAGCAAGAGUCUACUGUGUCAUGAAAUUUAAGAGUACACGUUUCUUUGGACACAAUUUUUGCUACAGGGUCGUACAAAUGUUCGCGCCAGUCCUGUACAUUGUAUCAAGAAAAUCACGAACCGUCGACGGCAGGUCGCGUCAUCGUUUCAUUUCCCAUAGUGCUUAGAAUCGCCCUGUUGACAGGCAUUUUCCUAUCGAAGGACGCAGUCCCCUGAUUCCCAACAUGGCGUCGUUAGUUGCCGCGUCGAGCGCCAGGUGGCGUUCGAAAACGCGGGAUCCGAAGAACACGGACAGGUUUUAAGACGGGAGAGGAAUCAAGGUGAACCGCAUCCUUCGGCAAAUCAGAAACCGGUCACACGUUGCUCCGUGGGUGAACCGAAAGGAAUCGAAGGCGAAAGACAGAGAGAGUGAGAGGAGAGAAGGCGGGAGAGAGAGCGAGUGGAAGGGUACGAGCGACAAUCCACGUUCACAUACAUGCAGAGAGAUAACACACGUACACACACUCACACACACGCGAACGAAAGAAAUACUAUAUACAUUCAAUUCUACGAUCACUGCCAAGGGCGUUUUAAACCGUCGACGUCGAUUUCUCAUUGUCUAAACGUAUCGUUUUAGUCGUCGUCGUCGUUUUCUCGAGAAGCUGCUGCAAAACGAUUCUAAUUAUACGAAAAGAAGGACACUACCAUUUGCUCGUCACAGGCGACACCUAGAGAUAUUUAAGCGAUAAAAACGAAAAAAAAAAAAUGCAAAAAAUAUAUAUUAUUAUAUAUACAUAUAUACACAUAUAUGUAUAUAGUAUGUGCGCCCGUUCGAAUUUUCUCGCGAGCGAUUGUUCAUGAUAACUGCCAAGCGUAGACUCGAGUUUCUCUGUUUUUUAAGGGACAAAACUAUAAUACUCCUUUUGAAUGUGUCGUUGAACCAUACACAGCCAUGCACAGAAACGCGCCAUACGAACAAACACACACACACACACCGAUUACACAAUGUGAAUAUGUGUCAUAUGUAUGCGCAUCGUGCCGCAAUCUCUCUUGUUUGUCUGUUUGUCCGCCCAGGUACCCUGAUCUGUCCGUUUCUCCUAGAUGUCUCUUUUCGCCUCUUGUACAUACUAAUAGAGCUGAUGUACGUCGUCACGAUAUAGCGUGGAGUUAUUCACAAAUCGAUUUACGACCUUGUUGUAUCGCGGCGGGUACUGUACAUGUGUAAAUAUAUCAGGCAUCUGAUCAUCCACGGUGACUUUGCCAAACGCGACCAAAGGCUGCAAAUCUGUUUUCAGAACUUAAUUUCUAUCUUCGCAAUUUUGUACCCCGGGACAGUUUGAAAUUUUUGGGAAUUUGUAGGCUUUUAUUGAUAUGUCCGUUUGCAAAAUUUAAUAUUUCAGUGGAAAUCUUGAUUUGAUUAAAAAUUUCGUCUUGGUAUUACGUCGGUGGUUGCUGAUUUUUUAAAUGCUGUUUGUAGUCUUUUGAUAUGAAAGUUUGCAGAAUUUAAUGUUUCAGUGGAAGUCUUGAUUUGGUCAAAAAUUUCAUCUUGGUAUUACGUCGAUGAUUGCUGAUUUUUUAAAUGCUAUUUGUAGUCUUUUGAUGUGAAAGUUCGUUUGUAAAAUUUAAUAUUUCAGUGAAAAUCUUGAUUUGGUAAAAAAUUUCAUCUUGGUAUUACGUCGAUGAUUGCUGAUUUUUUAAAUGCAAUUUGUAGUCUUUUGAUAUGAAAAUUCGUUUGCAAAAUUUAAUAUUUCAGUGGAAGUCUUGAUUUGGUCAAAAAUUUCAUCCUGGUAUUACGUCGACGAUUGCUGAUUUUUUAAAUGCUGUUUGUAGUCUUCUGAUAUGAAAGUUCGUUUGCAAAAUUUAAUAUUUCAGUGGAAGUCUUGAUUUGGUCAAAAAUUUCAUCAUGGUAUUACUUGGAUAAUUGCUGAUUUUCGAACUGCUAUUGAUACAGUAGCUGAAAGCAGAGAAUUAAGCAUUGAAACGUUCGAUCCCGGGGUAACAGCUGUGUGUGUUAUGGUCCCUGCGAAGUGGGUAAUAUUACUUACUCGGGUCCGAAGUCAGAAAACUCAGUUUUUGCAGCCUCUCGUCGCGUUAUCUCACCGUGCAGCGUAACCUGAUACUUUCGUUGCUUGUAAGAAAGUUCGUAGUUGGUAUUUUCUUAUUGGACGGCAACGUUUCGGCAAGAAAAAACUAGAGCGAACCGUGAAAGAAUGCUAGAGCGAGGAAGAUGGUUCUUGUUAUAUUAAAUCGCGAAAUGGAGGGAGUUUUAAUUUAUUGGAAGCUGUAGAAACGAAGAGAACAAGGAACGAAGGAAGCUUAUAAGCUCUGAAGAUUAUUAUAAAUAAAGUUAAAUGAUUAUACUUUGUUAUGGUAGUUUUAUGCAUUAUUUUCUGAUUACUCUGGAACGCGUCUCGUUCCCUUUUCAUUUUUUUUUUGUACAUAAUUGUAACGAGAGAAAUGUAAGGAGCCCUGAGAAUUUUCAUCGAGAUUCUUCGUCCCUUUUUGAAAUUUCGAGAAAUUCCACGUUUGUUUGCAUCUUGAACGCCAUUGCUCAAUUUUUCAAAAUUUCAUUUCGCUUCUCGAUAUCGUAACGGUGAAACGGCAAUAAGUUAGUAUCGUAUAGUUCGCGGGAAAAAAUCGGUUUUCGUCGCGUUGUUUUGCAACUCUACUUCAUAAGCGACUCGUGAGUAAUAUAAGCUGACUUAUUAACGAUCGAGUUGAAUAGUAGCGACCGAUACUCUGCAACAACUGUAACGAUAAUCGACUAACAAAAUUUUCGGGGCUGCCAAUACUAACACCAAAACGUACAAAAUUUUUCAUCACACAAGCGAGCUGUUCAAUAGAUCGACUAUAAAAAUAAGAUACUACGACUAACAAUCGCUGCUUAGGCAUAAUACGAGUAAGUCCGAAGGAACGAGAGAGAAAGAACAUAAAAAAAAAAUGUUAUAUAGUGGCGACGAGUAGCGGUGGAAAAGAGAAAUUAACGAAAAGGAAAAAAAACGUGGCACGAUAAACCGAGAGAAAAAAAGAGGACAGAGUUACUAACUAUUAUUGUAUAGUACUGAUUAUCGUACAAAUUAUUGUCUCCAGACUUUUAAGAGAAAAAAAGAAAAAAAAAGAAACGAUACCGUCGUCGCUUGUCACAGGACCUGCCCUCGUCGGAUGUGCACCCGGUCGACUUACUACUACUACUACUAUUGCUACUAUUUAUUGCUAUUAUUGCUCCUGUUACUGCUGUUAUUAUUACUAUUGUAACACGUAAACACUAACGUUUGUACUUGCAUCACGGGGAACGCACGCAAAAUGAACGAACACACGAUACACGACACAAUGGUACGAUCGAUCGAGAAGUAUAGUUAAGUAUAGUUGGGACGUGGUUAUGUAUUUUUGGGUAUAUAACUAUUUGGACGCAGUGAACGUUUCAAUUUGGUUAUGGAAAUUUGUUUGUAUAGUCGGGAGGUAUAGUUGGAACUUUAUAGUUGAUUGGGUUGGAAUUUAGUAUUUGGUUUGUGUGAGACAGAGUUGGGAUUGUAACUAUAGUUCAUUUGUAUGGGCAUAGUUUUAACUAUAGUUCAUUUGUAUGGGCAUAGUUUUAACUAUAGUUGAUUUGUGUCGGUAUAGUUUCAACUAUAUUUGAUUUCUGUCUGAAGAGUUUUAAUUAUAGUUGGUUUGUAUCGGUACAAUUUUAACUAUGGGUGAUUUGUAUCAGCACAGUCUUAACUAUAGUUGACUUGUAUUGGUAUAAUUUUAAAUAUAGUUGAUUUGCAUCAGUCUAGUUUGGACUAUGGUUCAUUUGUAUUGAUACAAUUUUGACUAUAACUGAUUUGUAUCAGUAUAGUUUGAACUAUACUUGAUUUGUAUCAAUACAAUUUUAACUAUAGAUGAUUUGUAUCGUUAUAGUUUGGACUAUAGUUGAUUGUAUCAGUCUAGCUUGAACUAUACUUGAUUUGUAUCAAUACAAUUUUAACUAUAGAUGAUUUGUAUCGUUAUAGUUUGGACUAUAGUUGAUUGUAUCAGUCUAGCUUGAACUAUACUUGAUUUGUAUCAAUACAAUUUUAACUAUAGAUGAUUUGUAUCGUUAUAGUUUGGACUAUAGUUGAUUGUAUCAGUCUAGCUUGAACUAUACUUGAUUUGUAUCAAUACAAUUUUAACUAUAGAUGAUUUGUAUCGUUAUAGUUUGGACUAUAGUUGAUUGUAUCAGUCUAGCUUGAACUAUACUUGAUUUGUAUCAAUACAAUUUUAACUAUAGAUGAUUUGUAUCGUUAUAGUUUGGACUAUAGUUGAUUGUAUCAGUCUAGCUUGAACUAUACUUGAUUUGUAUCAAUACAAUUUUAACUAUAGAUGAUUUGUAUCGUUAUAGUUUGGACUAUAGUUGAUUGUAUCAGUCUAGCUUGAACUAUACUUGAUUUGUAUCAAUACAAUUUUAACUAUAGAUGAUUUGUAUCGUUAUAGUUUGGACUAUAGUUGAUUUGUAUCAGUCUAGUUGGAACUAUAGUUGAUUUGUAUCAGUCUAGUUUGAACUAUAGUUGAUUUGUAUCAGUCAAGUUUGAAUUAUAGUUGAUUUGUAUCGAUAUAAUUGUAACUGUAACUGAUUUGUAUCGUUAUAGUUUGGACUAUAGUUGAUUGUAUCAGUAUAGUUUGAUCUAUAGUUGAUUUGUAUCAGUCCAGUUUGAAUUAUAGUUGAUUUGUAUCGAUAUAAUUUUAACUGUAACUGAUUUGUAUCAGUCUAGUUUGAACUAUAGUUGAUUUCUAUGCAUACAAUUUUAUCUAUAGAUGAUUUUAUCGUUAUAGUUUGGACUAUAGUUGAUUUGUAUCAGUCUAGUUUGGACUAUAAUUGAUUUGUAUCAGUCUAGUUUGAACUAUAGUUGAUUUGUAUCAAUUUAGUUUGGUCUAUAGUUGACUUGUAUCAGUCUAGUUUGAGCUAUAGUUGAUUUGUAUCAGUUUAGUCUAAACUAUAGUUGAUUUUUAUCAAUAUAGUUUGAGCUGUAGUUGAUUUGUAUCAGUCUAGUUUGAACUAUAGUUGAUUUUUACCAGUCUAGUUCGAGCUAUAGUUGAUUUGUAUCGGUUUAGUCUGAACUGUAGUAUAUUUGUAUUAAUAUAGUUUGAACUAUAGUUGAUUUGUAUCGAUACAAUUUGAACUAUAGAUGACUUGUAUCGGUGCGUUUGGAAGUAUAGUUGAUUCGUAUCGGUAGAAUUUCAACUAUAGUCGAUUUGUGUCAGUAUACGUUUAACUAUAGUUGUUUCGUAUCAUUAUAGUUUGCACUAUAAUCGAUUUCCAUCGCUAUAACUUGAACUAUAGUUGACUUCUAUCGACAUACUUGCAACUAUACUUAACACAGAUGAUUUCUAAUUCCCUGCCUCUUUUGUCCAACUAUAGUUUCCUAAUUAACCACUCUAUAAUAAAUUCCCACAACUAUACUCUUUCACAAAUACAUAAUCUUCCAGACCUCCACAAGUUACAAUAUUACUUAAAAAAGUAAAAAAUAACUAUACGCAACUAUACUAUCGAUACUCGAUCAGUUGUACAAUACACGGUACACCGAGCGUGAACCUGUUCGAAGAACACGAAGAAAAUUAAUCUAAAAAGCGCGUCCCGUAUCUUCUACUUAGCAUUUACUAUACCUAACUAUUAUAAAGAAGUACUACUAUUGUAAAUUAUCGAAAUUAUUGUUAAAGAAAAUUGAGAAUUCGGUGUGAAAUUAGAUGAAACUGGGCGUAGGCUCCUUUCGUUUCACCUUUUCUUUUUUUAGUCGUAAGAAAUCGAAAAUGUCGUGGUCGGGACACAGAGUCGGCCAUAUUGGAAUGAAAGAAACUAUUUAACGAAUUGGUGCUUUGGAAUGUAUUAGACUGAACAAAAAAAUUAUUGUUGUACGUUUUAAACGAAAACGAAAAAAAAAAAAUUGAAAAACAAGUCGACUUGAUUGGGAGUUCUUUUGCUCCGCAUUCAAUUAAUAAUUGGUAAUUGAUCAUUUCUAUUUGGAGCGUUUUAUAUAUAUACAAUAUAUAUUAUAUAUUCGCUAGGUUGCACACAAAGACACACACACAUAUACACGAACACUACACUAAUAUAUUGCGAACAGUGGUGGGAAUCAAAUCGCCUUUUGUGAUUGGAAAGUUGUUUCUAAGAAAGUUAUUUUAAAUCGGUUAUCGAUACGUCGACGCAUCCUUUUCGUUCCAAGCGACGGUACUCGACGUGUCGAACGACAAAAAAUAUCGACCGAAUUAUCGCGUAUAGCGCGGGCAAAUUUUAAUGAAACAUUUGUGAUUCUAGUAGGUUAGAUUUGUUAGAUUCGAUUGUAUUUCGAGAAUUAUCUAAAUUCUUUUUAGAGCGUAUAUUCGUUGUCAAUUCAAAUUUCGCGGCGUUGUUCCUGUUUUCUCGUAACCGAUCUCGAACGCGCGGGAAAUUCAAACGGCGGUUCUCACUUUUCUCCAAAUUCUGUUAUAUUCGCGAAUCAAAAUUGAGAAUCGCCGACGUUCGAGUCAAAAUUUCUAUCGUCGUUGCAAUUUUAUUAGACGUACUUUCGACUGAGUCUUUGCAAAUAACUAGUUUGAAUAAUUUGCGGGUUUUUCGAUAGGCGAGUGUUGGAUCGGGCGAAAAGAUAAAUGGUCGCGUUGCGAUUCCCAGCACUAACUUUUCACACGUGUGUAUACAACAUGAACGUGCGAAUUUGA
Megachile rotundata (alfalfa leafcutting bee) is the source of this 11680-nucleotide messenger RNA. RefSeq names its product ecdysone receptor (gene Ecr). NCBI's taxonomy places the organism in Eukaryota, Metazoa, Arthropoda, Insecta, Hymenoptera, Megachilidae. The record is from RefSeq and is a predicted model, not a curated record. Gene Ontology annotation, biological process: negative regulation of transcription by RNA polymerase II; ecdysone receptor signaling pathway; cell differentiation. Gene Ontology annotation, cellular component: nucleus; RNA polymerase II transcription regulator complex. Gene Ontology annotation, molecular function: nuclear receptor activity; RNA polymerase II cis-regulatory region sequence-specific DNA binding; zinc ion binding.